Molecule: messenger RNA, 2038 nt
Organism: Homo sapiens (human)
Lineage: Eukaryota; Metazoa; Chordata; Mammalia; Primates; Hominidae
Gene: DUS3L
Product: dihydrouridine synthase 3 like
Exons: 13
Coding region: 23-1975 (650 amino acids)
Biological process (GO): tRNA processing
Molecular function (GO): metal ion binding; flavin adenine dinucleotide binding; tRNA-dihydrouridine47 synthase activity
Source: RefSeq, marked validated
AGAGCGGAUGUGAGGGGCGCCGAUGGCGGAGGGAACGGCGGAGGCUCCUCUAGAGAAUGGUGGUGGUGGCGACUCGGGAGCCGGAGCUUUGGAACGAGGAGUGGCGCCCAUUAAGCGUCAAUACCUCACCACCAAGGAGCAGUUUCACCAAUUCCUGGAAGCCAAAGGGCAGGAGAAGACUUGCCGGGAAACCGAGGUAGGAGACCCUGCUGGCAAUGAGCUGGCUGAGCCUGAGGCUAAGCGGAUCCGACUGGAGGAUGGACAGACGGCGGACGGGCAGACGGAGGAGGCAGCAGAGCCCGGGGAGCAGCUACAGACUCAGAAGAGGGCCCGGGGACAAAACAAGGGCCGGCCCCAUGUGAAGCCCACGAACUACGACAAGAACAGGCUGUGUCCCUCCCUAAUCCAGGAGUCGGCUGCUAAGUGUUUCUUCGGUGAUCGCUGCCGCUUUCUGCACGACGUGGGGCGCUACCUGGAGACCAAGCCGGCCGACCUGGGCCCCCGCUGCGUGCUCUUCGAGACCUUCGGCCGGUGCCCCUACGGCGUGACCUGCCGCUUCGCUGGGGCCCACCUGAGGCCCGAGGGACAGAACCUGGUGCAGGAGGAGUUGGCGGCCCGCGGGACCCAGCCCCCGUCCAUCCGCAACGGCCUGGACAAAGCCCUGCAGCAGCAGCUGCGGAAGCGCGAGGUCCGCUUCGAGCGAGCUGAGCAGGCCCUGCGCCGGUUCAGCCAGGGCCCCACACCCGCUGCCGCUGUCCCCGAGGGCACGGCAGCCGAGGGCGCUCCCAGGCAGGAAAACUGUGGUGCCCAGCAGGUCCCCGCAGGGCCGGGCACUAGCACCCCUCCCAGCAGCCCCGUGCGGACCUGCGGGCCCCUGACGGAUGAGGACGUGGUCAGGCUGCGGCCCUGUGAGAAGAAGCGGCUGGACAUCCGUGGCAAACUUUACCUGGCCCCCCUCACCACGUGUGGGAACCUGCCCUUCCGACGGAUCUGCAAGCGCUUCGGGGCGGAUGUGACAUGUGGAGAGAUGGCCGUCUGCACCAACCUGCUGCAGGGCCAGAUGUCCGAGUGGGCCCUACUCAAACGCCACCAGUGUGAGGACAUCUUUGGCGUCCAGCUGGAGGGCGCCUUCCCCGACACCAUGACCAAGUGUGCCGAGCUGCUGAGCCGCACCGUGGAGGUGGACUUUGUGGACAUCAACGUCGGCUGCCCCAUCGACCUCGUGUACAAGAAGGGUGGGGGCUGUGCCCUCAUGAAUCGCUCCACCAAGUUCCAGCAGAUCGUCCGUGGCAUGAACCAGGUGCUGGAUGUGCCGCUGACUGUGAAGAUCCGCACAGGCGUCCAGGAGCGUGUGAACCUGGCGCACCGCCUGCUGCCCGAGCUGCGGGACUGGGGCGUGGCACUCGUCACGCUCCACGGCCGCUCUCGGGAGCAGCGCUACACCAAGCUAGCCGACUGGCAGUACAUCGAGGAGUGCGUGCAGGCCGCCAGCCCCAUGCCCCUGUUCGGAAAUGGGGACAUCUUGUCAUUUGAGGAUGCCAACCGCGCCAUGCAGACUGGUGUCACCGGGAUCAUGAUUGCCCGUGGCGCCCUGCUCAAGCCGUGGCUCUUCACGGAGAUCAAGGAGCAGCGGCACUGGGACAUCUCGUCGUCCGAGCGCCUGGACAUCCUGCGGGACUUCACCAACUACGGCCUGGAGCACUGGGGCUCGGACACGCAGGGCGUGGAGAAGACCCGGCGCUUUCUGCUCGAGUGGCUGUCCUUCCUGUGCCGGUACGUGCCCGUGGGGCUGCUGGAGCGGCUCCCACAGAGGAUCAACGAGCGGCCGCCCUACUACCUGGGCCGCGACUACCUGGAGACGCUGAUGGCCAGCCAGAAGGCAGCCGACUGGAUCCGCAUCAGCGAGAUGCUCCUUGGGCCAGUGCCCCCCAGCUUCGCCUUCUUGCCGAAGCACAAGGCCAACGCGUACAAGUAGCCUCAGGCUUUCCCAGGGGCACCCUGGGGCGAGGAGAGUACAAUAAAUUUUAUUCUUUUAAAA